GGUAAAAACCCCCUUGGUUUUAGUUAAUUUAAACCACGCCCACCGGAUACACGUAGAGUUUCCCCGGGAAAGCUCGGUUUCUACGGUAGUUCACUGAAGUUGCUCAAGUGUCGAUAAACAAUGGAAAAAAUAACAGAGAAGCUUUUACUGGAGAAAGGAUCUCCAAAAACCAACAAACUGGAGCAAAUCAAGACACUGACUCUAUCCAAACUGGGCCUGAAGCACCAGGACCUGCCAGUCAAGCUGCUGUCCCGUCUCCAGUCCCUGGAGCGAUGGGAUCUGUCUGGAAACAGACUACAGGAGUUGCCAAAGAAACUAGGGCUGCCUGCGCUUCGCUACCUGGACCUCAGCGACAAUCAGAUAGAAGAUGUUACCACUCUGGAGUCUCUGAGCAGUCUGGAAGAACUCAAGCUGGAGGACAACGUUUAUAUCACUGUGAGUGACAAUUAUAAGCUGAUGGCGUUGUUGCCCAAACUGAGGAUAUACAACGGUAAAGACAUCAGUACGACUGCCAACCACGUACGCUUCGUCUACACUGAGAACCUGAUGACCAGAAUAAGUGCAGUUUGGGAGAAGAGCUUCUCUCUCCCUGAUCCCAUCACCACAGAGAAAAUGUCCGCCUUGGAGACAAGCUUUGUCGACACUGCUCGUAUUCAGGUUAAAUUUGGGCCCAAUUCAGUCAGUGACUUCACUAGAUGGAGGGUGGAGAUUUUGGCUAAGGAGUAUUUGCGCUCUCUGACAGAACCACAGGAAGAACCGGACAGCAAGGAGGCUAAUGAAACUAAGGAGAACUGUGAUGUUUCGACGCCUACAAAGAGGAAACAAACUGCAUCAGCAGUCGACUUGAACAUUAGCCUGACACCUCGCAAGAAAUUACGCCCAGAUCUACCGGCCUCCCCCGUUCAAGACAGUCCCCGCAAAACCAGUCUCCGCCUCAGACCUCAGGCGCUAACCCAGACUGAACCCAUGAGGAUGAGUCCCCGCAAAACAGUUCAGCCACCCUCCACCCCCACCAGAGGACAGACGAGGGCAGAGACACCCAAGAGAGGCUCUAAAGUGAGACACGUUCAGGAAGAUGGAGCUCAGAUUAAACAGAGAGAAAGUGUUGGCAGGAAGGAGCUGCAGAGAGAUGUUGACAUGCUGGCCACACUAAAGAGCUGUGGCAGGACACAGCCCGUGCAUCUGAAGCCUCUCCAUGUCCUCCAGUGCCACAGUAAACAGGACAGCCCGGAGGACUUCUCCACCCAGCUGUGGGCCUGCGCCUUCCAGCCGCUGCCAGAUUCCACUGGUGCAGGUGGAGGAAGCCGCUUGGUUGCUACCUGUGGUGGAGACUCUCUGUGUGUGAUCGACUGUGAAACAGGGAUGGUGAUGAAGAAGUACAAAGUUCCUGGAGAGGAGUUCUUCUCGUUGGCCUGGUCCACAGUGUUGAUGUCCAGAGGUAAAGCUUCAGCUCAGCACUGCAGUAUUCUGGCUGCUGGUGGGAAAAGAGGACUGGUCAAAUUGAUCCACCCCAGAAACAAUGUGGCCUACGGGGAGUUCAGAGCGAGCCGCAAGUCGCUCUCUGUCCUCCGCUUCAACCACCACCAGGGGAACUUCCUCUUCACGGGAUCAUAUGAUAACAAGAUAGUCAUGUGGGACAUCGGUGGAGUGGACGUUCAGUACAACUACAAAGUUGUUCAGCUGCUGAUGUUGGAGAUCAGUGCCACCCCUCUGCACAUCUGCCUCCCCCCGAAUUCCCCUAGCUCACACCUGCUGACGGCCUGUGAAGAUGGCCUGCACUGCUACAACACACAACUCGGCACUAACACCACCACAAAGAGUAGGUCGAAGGACAUGGAGAUAUCUUUCCCUAUAUAUAAGAAGGAAGACAAAGACCAUGACUACCAUACCAUCGAUGGCCUGAGUUUUCUAACAGAUGACAUCGUGGCCUCCAAAAACUACAUGCAUGGUUGCAUUUAUUUGUGGAGCUGGAGCCAGACCAAAGCUCAGAGGCCUGACAAGAAGAGUAGGGCAGUGUGUGCUGUGGUUCUGGCUGAGCUGCAGUGGACUAACACUGAAAUUCCUUACCUGGCUCUCAACACCUGUCCUGGCCAAGCCUACAUCGUGUGUGGUGAUGAUAAAGGCAGACUGUGGACAUAUCAUGUCACCAAACUGCAGAAAAACAGCCUCCAGAGUGGGAAACCCGUUCAGCCCACUGAGGUGUUGGAGUGGCCGACUCCUGUGAGGAAGGACCAUGGCCAGUUGGACGGCCCGUCCAUCAACAGCGUAGCAAUGGACCCUGAGCUCCAGUACCUGGUGGCCCUUAGUGACAAGAAUAUGGUGAUAGUGUGGAAGAGAGAGGAGUCGUCCUGAGAAACGUGAGCUGUGCGACUGCAAGUCAGUGUCAGUCAGUGAUUUUAUACCAGUUUUCUGAUUCAUUAGUUUUUUUUUUCCCCGGGGGGAAUUGAUGAGGAUUUACCAGAUCUUGGUAUUUGUGAAGUAAGAGAUCAACAGUGAAGUUUCAUCCAGUCUGAAAUUUUUUAAAAACUCUUUUCCUUCACAAGUUGAGGAAAGUGUCAUGCUGAUGCUGCAGUAAGAUCUGACAUAUUCAAAGAAUAUAUUCACUUUAUUCUUUACUUUUAUAUGAAAAUGUGUGGCAUUAAGAUGACACCUUUUUAUAUAGAUAGACGGGUAAACUUAAAGUUAGUGCUGUUGGGAAUAGCAGCAUAGCCGGCGGAAGAAGUUGUCACUAUGUGACUUUUUUUUUUUUGCUUUUAGUCAUGUAUCUGAUAAGAUAAAGCGCACAAUCAUGUUCAGUCCAAACAUAAGCCAUGUUAAUGACUAAAAAAAAGAAAUGUUUAAACAUUCAGAACACAUCCUUGCAUCUGUUUAAGGCAACAUAAUUACAGUAAUGCUGUAUUUUGACUCAGGUAGUUGAGCUAGCUUUAGAUCUUUUAUAGUCUGUUGUCCAGUUUUAUUUUUGUCUUUAGCAGAAUUUCAUGUCAGUUUUUUUCUUUGCCCUCAAGCAGUCAAAAAUACCUGUUUGUAAUUCAUCAGUUUUACAUUUUCAGUCAGUCUGACUCAAUGGCCCUAUGAAUAGGACUGUUUUGGUGCUGUAUUUUUCAUUUUAAAUGUUCAAAUUUCACGUGACCAAUUGUACAUGAAAGAGCCUUGUUUUAUGUUAUAACAGUUUUUGGACCUUGCUCAUUAUUGUUCUGGUAACGCUUCUCAAUAAUGCUGUGAUGACUGAGGAGGCAAAAGUAAGAAUGCAGCCUAGAAACUGAGGCUGAGAAACUACUGGCAGUAGUGUGUCGGUUCCUCCCUACUAUCUAAUUUUAUAGUAUUUGUACUGGAUCUGUGUUUCUGUUGCAGUCCAACAUGAUUUCUUAUGUCAUGAGGUUGCACAACUGUCUUGAUUCAAAUAAAACAAAUGACAGCA
This is a messenger RNA of Acanthopagrus latus (yellowfin seabream), 3418 nucleotides long. It is a transcript of the gene lrwd1, whose product is annotated as leucine-rich repeats and WD repeat domain containing 1. Lineage: Eukaryota; Metazoa; Chordata; Actinopteri; Spariformes; Sparidae. Gene Ontology annotation, molecular function: chromatin binding; protein binding. The record is from RefSeq and is a predicted model, not a curated record. Gene Ontology annotation, cellular component: nuclear origin of replication recognition complex. The transcript is spliced from 16 exons. Bases 121 to 2352 code for a protein of 743 amino acids. Gene Ontology annotation, biological process: establishment of protein localization to chromatin; chromatin organization.